AUUACAGCUCCAUGUUUCCAACAGCUCUGUCUCUUCUGCCUUACCUAUUCCUAUACCUUUGUGGACAACUAUUCUUGCCUAUUUCGAAAUGUAUAAGUAAAAGUGCUGUAGCUGGAACAGCGCCUGGUGUGAGGAGCGACUCAAACCAUCUUGUCUUGGAGAAUCUCUAUCAGAGGAUCCUGAGAAAGAGCAAGCAAGCCCAAUGGAGGACAGCCCCAGGAUGGUGAAAGCAGACAGGAGUGAAAGCCAGAUGCCAGAAUAUCAAAGGAGAUGGUGCAUCCCCAAGGCACUCAGUUAUGUCACCGGCGAUAUGAGAGAAUUUGCUGGCUGGCUGAAAGACAAACCCGUGGUGCUCCAGUUCAUUGACUGGAUACUUCGAGGCAUAUCCCAAGUGGUGUUUGUCAGCAACCCCAUCAGUGGAAUCCUCAUUCUGGUGGGACUCCUGGUGCAGAGCCCAUGGUUGGCCCUCAAUGGCUGUGUGGCCACAGUGGUCUCCACUCUGACGGCCCUCUUGCUCAGCCAGGACAGGGCAGCCAUUGCAGCAGGACUCCAUGGCUACAAUGCCACCCUGGUGGGGAUCCUCAUGGCUGUCUUCUCAGACAAGGGAGACUAUUUCUGGUUGAUGUUAAUUCCCGUAUCAGUGAUGUCUAUGACUUGCCCAAUUUUCUCAAGUGCUUUGGGCUCUGUGUUAUGCAAAUGGGACCUGCCUGUCUUCACUCUGCCCUUCAACAUGGCGCUAUCCAUGUACCUGUUGGCCACAGGACAUUACAAUCCCUUCUUCCCAACCAUGCAAUUCACACCUGUGAAUGCUGUUCCCAAUAUCACCUGGACUGAGCUCAGUGCCCUAAAGCUGUUGGAAUCUGUGCCUGUGGGAAUCAGUCAGAUCUAUGGCUGUAGCAGUCCGUGGACUGGGGGCAUCUUCCUGUGUGCCAUCCUCCUCUCCUCCCCACUCAUGUGCCUGCAUGCUGCCAUCGGCUCACUGCUGGGGAUUGUGGCAGGACUCAGCAUCUCUGCUCCAUUUGAGAAUAUCUACUUUGGCCUCUGGGGCUUCAACAGCUCCCUGGCCUGCAUCGCAAUUGGAGGCAUGUUCAUGGCACUCACCUGGCAGACCCACCUCCUAGCCCUCGCCUGUGCCCUGUUCACUGCCUACUUUUCGAUCAGCAUGUCACACAUGAUGGCUGUGUUUGGCUUGCCAUCCUGUACCUGGCCCUUCUGCUUGGCCACGCUCCUGUUCCUCUUGAUCACCACGGGAAACCGAAACAUCUACAGAAUGCCACUGAGUAAAGUCACCUACACGGAAGAAAACCGCAUCUUCUACCAGCAAGCUAAGAAAAGAUUGGUAGAAAGCCCUUUGUGAGAGCAACCCAAGUCAAGCAACCCAACUACAGCCAAGGUCACAAGGCAUUUCUGAGUCCCUGCCCCUGUGGACUACUGAGUCUCCAGAAAACUGCAAUUUUCACUAAUAGCAACUUUCAUACUAACCCUUUGGCAAUCUGUUCUUAAACAUAUUUUGUUGGUUUUUUUUUUUUUCUUUUAAGACUCCAAGACCAUCUUCAGACAUGGGAGCAGCAUAUCCCAUGAGCAUGCUCUGACCAGAGAAUUUUAACCACUACUGGGGCCUUGGCACUAGGACAGUCACAUGUUUAUGAAGUAAUGAUGCACCAAUGAAAAGAAGGGAAGCUGGAGCUAGUUAUUGAUUUUUUCAUAGAUUCUUCCUAUGUGGUAGUUUAGAUGACAUUAACAGUAUUAAACAUUAAACUUUAUGAACCAGCUAGGCCUCAGGUGAAUGGAAUUAACAGUCACAAAAUUGAAGCCAACCUGCUAUUCUCAGCUAAGCAGGUUGGCUUGUUAAAAUCAAUAUAAAUUAUACACUGGAGCCAUGGACAGCACUGGGGGGUUGGGAGUAGGGCAGGCUGCUCGCAGAGUUUAUUCUCUGCUCCUACUGUUUGAGGGUAGGGUUGGAAGAGGCAUUAUUUAAUGGAGAGGUUGGGUGUUAUUUUCAAGCUGCAGAAGGGAGAAAGGGAUUCUAUUAGUCACAAUUUUUUUCGGUAUUGUCACUUUCCUUGGCAGACUGAAAAGGAGUUUUUUUUUUUUACUGCAUUAUUUCUCUUUGUAGCUUUGUUUUUUUUUCAGUGAGCUAAAAUAAGAGUUCUUGGCUGACUCUGUUUCUUGAUAUUAAAGAACAAUUGUGAUUUUAUAAAAUAGCAUAGCUAGAUUUAAUUUGUUUCCUAAAUUGAUUUUGUAAAUGCCACCAGAGCAUUUAAAUCAAGUCAUCCACAUCCAAGGACCCCCUUACAAUCACAUUUUAAAUUCAUCUGAAAUAUGUUAUAAAGACUAAAAGUGAAGGCCAGUGUCUUUCUAGGAGUUUAGGAGCUGUUGAAGUUCUUUACUUUUCUCUUUAAAUCAUUCUUGGAGCUAGAUAUAUAGUGCAGACAGUAAGGAACUUGCCUUGCAUGUAGUCAAUAAUGGCUUCAUCAUCUCCAGUAUCCCAUAUGGUUCCCCAAGUGCACCAGGAAUUACUUCUAAGUGCAAAGCCAGGAGCAACCACUGUGCAUCACUGGGUAUGAUCCAAACUACCCCUGCAAAAAACCAUUCUUUUCCAAACACACCAUACUCUUGCUCAGGAACAACCCUGAGAAAUCCAAGUAAAGGAUUAUCCUGUUUUGUCACUUAAAAAUUAUCCAUUCUAUAAAUAUCCAGAAACCCAAUAUGCUGAAGAUGUUGGUAGAAAGUGAUCAGCUCAGCAUUUUAUAGGAUUAAAAUGUGAAACUCUGGAAUCCUCAAUGUUUUCCCAGGCUUGCAGUGCUCAGUGCAAAAUACAGUUUGCUGAAUGAAACAAUAAAAGAGAAGUUACCUUACUGAUAGUUGAAGAAGAAAUUCACUUCUUUUUCUCAGGAAAACACUUUUUCUGACAUAAAACCUUGUAACCAAAGAGCCUUUGAAACCAUGAAUCCUAAAGUCAUAAAUGUAUGUAUAUUCCUUUGGAAAAAGUCAAAUUUCAAUGUUUGAACUGAAAAUAAGAGCUGAAGGAUGGAUGGGGACAAAGAAGCAGCAUCAGUUGAGAUAGCCAGCAGGAAAACUGAGGGUCCAUGUUUGGAUUGGAGCAUUCAGCUCUUGUGCUAAGUACUUGCUUUCUCCCUGUGUGCUUUCAGACUUGUAAAUAGGAAUACUUAAAGUCUUGUAUAUUUGCUACUUUAAAUGACCUUCAUUUUCUCAAGCUAUUUUUGUUACUGAAUAUUGUUCUAAAAUUAAGUAUUGUAUUCAUUUUUAAAGAGCCCUUGAAUCUUUUCCUACUGUUCAUUUAACAGAUUUCUAUGUAAGAAUGUGAAUAAAUAAUACUCACAACUCA
Molecule: messenger RNA, 3349 nt
Organism: Suncus etruscus (white-toothed pygmy shrew)
Lineage: Eukaryota; Metazoa; Chordata; Mammalia; Eulipotyphla; Soricidae
Gene: SLC14A1
Product: solute carrier family 14 member 1 (Kidd blood group)
Exons: 9
Coding region: 203-1357 (384 amino acids)
Biological process (GO): urea transmembrane transport
Cellular component (GO): membrane
Molecular function (GO): urea transmembrane transporter activity
Source: RefSeq, a predicted model, not a curated record